Molecule: messenger RNA, 750 nt
Organism: Ostertagia ostertagi
Lineage: Eukaryota; Metazoa; Nematoda; Chromadorea; Rhabditida; Trichostrongylidae
Source: the annotation of a GenBank genome assembly
AUGACGUCCAGAGUGUCGAAGCGUGAAAUGGGAUCAGUUUCGUCUUGCAGCGAAGGAGGAUUGGUUACGAGGCUGGACAACUCAGCCGCGCUCAGCGAACAAGUAGAGCAGCUUUGGAGCGAGCUGCAAGGCGAUCAGCAGGAGCAGAACGCGCUAGAAACCAUCACUGCGCUGGAUACUCAGCUCAUGAUGGAUGAAGCGAUAGAAACAGCGCUCCGCUCGCAGCUUAACAACAACAUAGCAACCGCUACCGCCGCUCUUACGCUCGCAAGUUCGCCGCCGCGUAACGCUUCUUCCGGUAAUCAGUCAUUGGACGCUUGCGGUAUGCAACCAAUUCAGCUUCGCAAGUUGGAGCUACCCGUCUUCGAUGGCGAUCUUACGCAAUUCCACGAUUUUUGGUGUCGCUUCAAAACCGCUAUUCACGACAAUGAUAGCUUCGAUCCAUCUAAGCCAGAAAAUUACCAUCUUGCGAUUCAAGCGCUCAAAAAACGAUACGAUCGUCCGCAAUUUACGCAUAACCUCUUCCAUCAUAGGUUCGAGGAUACUACCACUUCGCUAUCUCUCAUGAAACUCAUCAAGAGCAAGUUCCCUAGAGAUACGCAGUUAGAAGUCAACAGGCUCGAACACCGUUCUGGUAAGAAGUGGACGCUUCCCGAUCUCUUGGACGGCCUCAACGAGGUCAUCGAAGAGUUCGAGAAACUCGACGAUUACUCUAUCGGUAAAUCUCUACAACAUCAGAUUUCCAUGUAA